AUGUCGGGGUAUUCGGAGACACUGUGUAAUCUGUUGGACUUGGACACAGAGGAUCUUAGCGAGAACUCCCCAGGCUGUGACAUGUACGAGCCUGCUCAACUCUACCACAGCUCCUAUCACACGCAGUACGGGUUCCAGUUUGGCGUGGUUCACCGCGCAGCCGCCAAUGUCAGAGAGCGGAAGCGGAUGAUGAGCAUCAAUGGCGCUUUCGAAGAGCUACGUCUGCAUGUCCCCACAUUCCCGUUUGAAAAACGUUUGUCCAAAAUCGACACCCUGAGACUAGCCAUUGCUUACAUAGCUUUGCUGAGGGACAUUUUGGUGUCCGGGGCUGACCCGCUAGACUUUGUGGAGAACACCAUGAGAGACGGACGGCAUGAGAACAACGCGGAGUGGAAUACCAGUGACUUGAUGUCUCGCCUGUCCUGGGUACGCUGGGAGAACCUGGGCGCCCGUCGUUUCGGCUCUGUGCCGCCCUCCAACACCCACGGUCAAGGCUGCUCACAUGCCCAAGUGGAGUAAGACAGGACCUGCCAGUAGCGAGAUACCCCGGGUUCCGAUUGUAAGUGGGAUUGAUGUAUUAGUAACGUUCCCAACGACUUAAUCAAGGUCAUGUAGGAGGCAGGCUGUUUUGACUUUGAGCCUGCCUGUCAGGGUCAACUCAGACUCUGUCAUCAGAAGGAUACAUACAUGUACAUCAUCCCAGCAGACUGGAGUUACCCAAUAAAAAGCUUCCUCAUUUGGGAUCGAACUCAUACCCUCUGAGUGUAAUAACAGGUGUCAGAGUUGUGAGCUCCCAAAAUAUGGAACAGAGAUGUUAGAGUUAGAUAGAUGAAAGUGUGUUUGGCCAAUUAUUCCCAGUGCCAAAGGGAAUAAAAAGAGGUC
Messenger RNA from Aplysia californica (California sea hare), 882 nucleotides. Its product is annotated as helix-loop-helix protein 13-like. Bases 1 to 519 code for a protein of 172 amino acids. NCBI's taxonomy places the organism in Eukaryota, Metazoa, Mollusca, Gastropoda, Aplysiida, Aplysiidae. The transcript is spliced from 3 exons. Gene Ontology annotation, biological process: developmental process; regulation of transcription by RNA polymerase II. Gene Ontology annotation, molecular function: protein dimerization activity; DNA-binding transcription factor activity, RNA polymerase II-specific; RNA polymerase II transcription regulatory region sequence-specific DNA binding. The record is from RefSeq and is a predicted model, not a curated record.